Molecule: messenger RNA, 1221 nt
Organism: Colletotrichum destructivum
Lineage: Eukaryota; Fungi; Ascomycota; Sordariomycetes; Glomerellales; Glomerellaceae
Exons: 1
Coding region: 54-965 (303 amino acids)
Source: RefSeq, a predicted model, not a curated record
UCCCCCCCUCAAAAGGUCCGCAACUUACUUGAGUCUCCAGCCAAUCUGACCAGAUGCCGCCUGCUUCGAGAGACGCUGUCUCAGAUGCCAAGCCCAUAUUCAGGAAUGUUCACGACGACACACAACAGCAUGUAGGCAUGUCUCAAUCAGCCAAGAGCAAAGGAAAGCAGCGCGAUCCUCCGCCGACCCUUUUCCUCCAUCCGUCUCCCGCCGCUUCUCAUGCUUCGCUACCCGGCAUUCUCGCGCCAGGAGCGCCGGCGACGUCGUCCGCCCCGGGUGCCUCAACUCUAGCUCAGCCAGCCUUGAACCUCCAACGUAACGGAUCUCUUCACACCGGCUCGGUAGUCACGCCGUCCGUUGCUCGUCCUGCACGGAAUAUUAAGACGGCCGGCAGCACUAGGAGCACCGACAGGACCGACGCAUUAUGGGCGGAGAUGCAGGCGACGCUCGAGGAGGUCGAGCUGUCUGCGUCAGGUGGGACUCACGUCUUUGGCCCGGAUCAUGACCGCAAAUUGGAAGAGCUUAGGACAGCUCAAAUUGCUCUUGCGCAGGCCUGGGCACGGAGCGAGGCGGAUGAGGCCAUUGAGAUGACUGGACAACGGUCCAACACGUCAGCAGUUGGGGACGAGGUUCGUAAUCUCAAGAGCGCAGUUUUAGGAGAGACAGGCAUGUCGCCAGACAGCAACGAGGUUCCACGAAGCACAGGAAGCAACAAUGGCCGCCCAGGCAGCAGCGGAGGCACAGAACGUCUUGGUGCCAAGCUUGAGCAAGAGACGGAGGUGGACAUCCUGCUGGCACGAAAGCGGCGCGAAGCCAACGAUCGGUACUUCCAACGGGUAAACCAGAGCGUUCUUGACGUCGUCGCCAAGCUUGAGGAUGUUGCUGUUGCGAUGCGAGCUGUUGAACAGGAAACCAAGGACAUCUGGGGCGAGAAUGACAGCGCGGCAGGCAGUGCAAAGGGGUAAAUGCCUCUGACGGUUACUGGGUCAUUGACGACAACGUACGGUACUGGGCGUCUGCAUUGAACCGAAACAGUUUCCUUGAUAGUUUUGGGAGGAUUGGGAGUUUGUUGUUUGUGGGUUCUGGGUUUGGCGUUGAGGAUCACAUGGACGCCCAUGCAUAUAGAGAGAUAGGGACACCGUCACGCAGGGUCGACGAGUUGGGGUCCAUACCUAUCCGCCUUCACCUUUUGCGGACACCGAAAAUAUCCAAUAAUUCUUU